AUGGGAGGAUAUCCAGGAACUGGCGAUGAAUCAGAGAAUCAUCGUAUAAAAUUAAGUAAUGAACGGAAACAAGAUUACAUAGAUUAUUUAUCAAACAAGAAUGAUAAUUUUACUAAACCAGAUGAAUACUUUGAAGAUGUGAAUCCAGAUACAUUUCUUGGUUUUGGUGAAAGCCAAGGUAGGCAUGAACGUCAUAAGAAUGUAAUUACAGCAGAGAAGAGACAAAUAUCUCAUGAUCAAUUAGCUGAUGAAAGAAAACAAGAAUACCAAACAUAUUUAUCGAAAACUGAUGUUCAAUUUUCUAAACCAGAUGAAUACUUUGAGAAAGUGAAUGCAGAUUCGUUUCUUGGGUUUGGAGAAGGCGGUAAACAACCUACUCAUGGUACUCAUGGUCGUAAGAAAGUGAAUUUGCACGAAAGUAGAGAAACUGCUAUUGAAAAAUUACAAAACUCGUUACAGCAAGCUUCUAUUUCAACUUAUGGAAGCUUAAAUAUAUCUAAUUUUGAACAAAAAACCGAUGAUAAUAAACAGCAGUUGUGGAAGGUGCGUCCAGAAACGCCAAAGAACGAGUAUCAAGACCAUUCACAAAAUCAAAAUGAUAAAUCAUCUAUUGAGAAUGUUACAGAAUUGAAUGCACAUCAACGUUAUCUUGCUGCUUUAGCACAUUCACCACUUCACAAUCAGAUAGAGGAAGCUAAUUCACAAAUGAACAGAGAGCAAAGCCUGCAAAAUCAACAAGACGAAAAAAGACGACAACAUGAGCAAUAUUCUCAAGAAUUAAGCCAACAAAUUGCGGACAAAAAGCAAUACAAUAUUGUAAAGGCGAAUCGUGAACGAUUAGAAUAUGAAGCUAAUUCCCCGUCGCCCUCUCAGACUGAAGAAAAUUAUACACAAAUUCAAAGAAAGAUUACUUUACAAAACGAAGAUGACGAAAAGAGACGCCAAUGUGAAGAAUACUAUGAACAAUUAAAUGAACAAGUGGCAGAUAAUAAACUUCUGGAUACCGAAAAGGCUAAUCGUGAACAGUUAGAAGAUGAAGCGAAUUUACCGCUGCACAUAACAGAUCAGAUAACAGAAAAUGAUACGCAAAUUAAUAGAGAACUCAUGGAACAAGAUGAAAAGAAACGUAAAAAUGAAGAAUAUCUUGAGCAAUUAUGUCAACAAAUCGAAGAUAAUAAACAACGGAAAAUUGCAAAGGCUAAGUUAGAACGCUUAGAAGAUGAGGCCAUUGUUCGAUACGAGCAUAACCAUGCUAUGUUUUAA
Molecule: messenger RNA, 1263 nt
Organism: Chrysoperla carnea
Lineage: Eukaryota; Metazoa; Arthropoda; Insecta; Neuroptera; Chrysopidae
Product: reticulocyte-binding protein 2 homolog a-like
Exons: 1
Coding region: 1-1263 (420 amino acids)
Source: RefSeq, a predicted model, not a curated record